Messenger RNA from Lethenteron reissneri (Far Eastern brook lamprey), 1815 nucleotides. RefSeq lists its product as uncharacterized. Gene Ontology annotation, molecular function: zinc ion binding; nucleic acid binding. NCBI's taxonomy places the organism in Eukaryota, Metazoa, Chordata, Hyperoartia, Petromyzontiformes, Petromyzontidae. The record is from RefSeq and is a predicted model, not a curated record.
CAGUAGGGGCGGAGGGAGGAGUCCCAGCUCGUCACGCGGGAGACGGUGCCCAGCCAGCAGCCGCCACGUCAUCGGCGGAGGCGGGUCGCGGUGGCAGCCUAUCAGGGGUUGAAACGUCACCACCAGCUGACGCCAGCACCGACCAUACAGUACGGGGACGCGCUACGGAUGCUGCAAGAGACGCUCCAAGAGGAUCGGAGACGGAGCCGACAUUCCAGCAACGCCUGCCGGCCCUGCAGGUAUUUGUUGCAAGCGACGGCGAUUGGGGGGGGUUCCAGCGCCGGUUCUUGGCCCACCAAGAGAUGGCAGGCUGGUCGGACAACGAGGCGCUGUGUGCUCUCCCGGCGUUAUUGGACGGCGACGCCCUGGGCACCCUCACUGCUGCACCCAAGUCGGCACGCUCCACCAUUCAGUCGGCGCUGCAGCUGCUGGCCACCGUUUAUGGGCCGCCCUCCGAUUGUCGCCAGCUCUUCUAUGAACGGCAGAAGGGUGAUAAGGAAUCGCCACUCGCUUAUCGCACGGCCCUGCUGUCAUUGGCGAAAGACGCUUUCCCGCGUAUGGAUGAAGAGGGGAUCGAUGCGAUGGUGGCCGAGAAAAUUUUGCUGCUGGCUGACGAUCUGGACUUCACCAUCUUAGCGCAGGACGAUGCGGAUAUGUCAUCACUGCGGGCUGCAAGGCACAUUCACGCCAAUCUCAUCUCCCAGCGGAGGAAGGCGAACAAAGCUGCUGCACGACACACCGUGGCGGCAACCUCUUCUGGAAUGGAGGGAGCCUUCGCUGCGGAUCGUUCUGCAGGAUGGCGAUCUGCCGAGCGACCGGCUCGGGACGUUCCAAGCCACCGAGACCAGCCCAAGUCCUCUGGAACGCUCGUCGUCUGCUAUAAUUGUGGCCUCCGGGGCCACGUGGCGUCCGGAUGCCGGGCUCCUCGACAGCGCGGUGCGAGACCUGGAGCUGCGGACGGCCCUCCUCACAAGCCUUCGCAACAUCCUCGGGAGCCCCAGGACUGAAGCCCUCUGGGCUGCCAGCCUCCCCCGUGGGGGGCGGCGCUGGCACGUCCGGGAAACCGGACGACCAGGCACCUGCUGAUGCGACACCUGCCACUGACUCUACCAAGCCGGCCCCUUGUGACGGGCCCGCUGCACGGACUCGCGCCAAAACGCGCCGGUUGUUAUGAUUAGCUUUCCGCGCGUGUUCCGUUGCUGCGGAACCCGCUCAUUGUAUAUAUGUUUUUUUAAUGGUUGUAUGUGUGUGUAAUAACGAUGACCACGCUAUCUGCUUGUUGCUUGCUGUCCAUGUAAGUGUGUGCGUGUGUUGGGAAUGGACGGAGAGUCUGCUGUGGUUGCUGAGUUUCAAAGGGAGUGUGUGCGCUGCUGCGUGGAGUUGUUAUCUUGAUGGUAAAGUUAAUUAUUAACGUGGGAGCGUCGGGUAUCCUGUGCUGUACCAUCUCGUGGGUCACCGUGCGCGAUGGGCUUAAUUGAAAAAAAAAAUGUUUUUUUUGGGCUGUAUUAUGCUGCGAGGUGCUGUGUGCGAUGCGGUCGUUGCAUGAGAGGGAAUAACUGUGUUGUGGUUGAAAAGUUACGACGGGAUUGAUGGUGUGUUGGUCGCCUGCAGAUUUGCUUGCUAUUGUGCUUCAAUGUACGCGUGUGAUCGCGAUAUGCUGAUUGCAUGUGCUGUUAUACCGUUCUGUAUAUGUGUUGCGGUUCCGGGUGGGGGGUUUUUUUUUUUUUUAGGGAACCAUCGGUUGAUGUUACGCUUGUUCUUGUUAUUGUUACUGUUACGAGGCACACGUGUAUUGACGGUGUUAAUCUUUAUUCU